Conger conger (European conger) is the source of this 2970-nucleotide messenger RNA. It is a transcript of the gene tpp1, whose product is annotated as tripeptidyl peptidase I. Gene Ontology annotation, molecular function: serine-type endopeptidase activity; tripeptidyl-peptidase activity. Bases 114 to 1793 code for a protein of 559 amino acids. The record is from RefSeq and is a predicted model, not a curated record. The transcript has 13 exons. Gene Ontology annotation, biological process: proteolysis; central nervous system development. Lineage: Eukaryota; Metazoa; Chordata; Actinopteri; Anguilliformes; Congridae.
GAAUCAGCUGAUAGUCACAUGAUCACCGGGGUACAGCUUCAUGUUGGAGUUUAGUGUUGCAUACAGAUUAUGCUUUUCGACUCGCUCGUCAACAGUUAGUCGUCCUUGCUACAAUGCAGAUACUGGUUCCAGUUUUUGCUGUGCUUUGCAGCUGUCCCGUUUGGAGUAAGCACUUGGAGCCUGACCAGGACACUUCGGUACCUGAGGAGUGGAGCCAUGCUGGCCGGCUUGCACCCUCAGACCGGGUGGAGCUGACUUUCGCCCUGAGGCAGCAGAAUGUGGACCGGCUGAGAGAGCUUCUGAAGCUGGUGUCAGACCCAGACUCGCCACAAUACGGGAAGUUCCUGUCUCUGGAAGAAGUGGCAUCUCUGGUGCGCCCAUCCCAGUUGACCCAGAAAGUGGUGCAGAAUUGGUUACAGAGUCAUGGCGUGAAGGACUGCCAGUCAGUGGCCACAGAGGACUUCCUGCAGUGUGAAAUGACAGCCCACAUGGCGGAGACACUUCUCCCUGGCAGCGAGUUUCACCGAUAUUUGAACGGUCAGCGCUCCCUGGUGAGAUCACCAUCCCGGUAUUCUGUUGACGAGGAGGUGUCCAAGCACCUGGACUUUGUGGGAGGCAUGCACCGCUUUCCACCUUCGAUGCAGGCUGUCAGUCGAGCUUGGGCCAAUGGGAAGCAGCGGGAGGCAGGGUUCCACCUAGGAGUCACGCCCAAAGUGCUCCGGACUCGUUACAACCUGACAGCGACAGACGUGGGCUCCGCGGAAAAUAACAGCCAGGCAGUGGCACAGUUCCUGGAGCAGUUCUACCACCCCGCAGACCUGUCGGAGUUCAUGUCCCUCUUCGGCGGGGGGUUCAAGCACAUGUCCAAGGUGGACCGGGUGGUGGGCACCCAGGGAGGGGGUAAGGCAGGCCUGGAGGCCAGCCUGGAUGUAGAGUACAUCAUGAGCACUGGGGCAAACAUCUCAACCUGGGUCUUCACCAAUCCAGGUCGCCACGAGACACAGGAGCCCUUCCUGCAGUGGAUGCAGUUGCUUAGCAACAUGUCGGCCGUGCCCUGGGUCCACACCAUCAGUUACGGGGACGACGAGGACAGCCUGGCGGCCGCUUACAUGACACGCAUCGACAAAGAGUUCAUGAAGGCUGGGGUGCGGGGCAUCUCCAUGCUGUUCGCCUCCGGGGAUAGUGGAGCUGGCUGUAGACACUUGACCAAAGGAGGCAACGUGUUCAGGCCCAGUUUUCCUGCUUCUAGUCCCUACGUGACCACAGUGGGUGGGACUGCGCUCAGGAACCCUUUCAAGAUGACCUACGAGGUUACUGACUACAUCAGUGGGGGCGGGUUCAGCAACAUAUUCGCAAUGCCCGACUACCAGGUCAGCGCUGUCAAUGACUACCUGAAGACCAUGAAGGCCCUUCCCCCCAGCACCUACUUCAACACAAGUGGCAGGGCCUACCCAGACAUAGCUGCCCUGUCCGACAACUACUGGGUGGUCAGCAACAGAGUGCCUAUCCCCUGGGUAUCCGGCACCUCUGCCUCCACUCCAGUUGUGGGCGGUGUGCUGUCACUCAUAAACGACCAGCGCUUUCUCAAAGGCCUGCCCCCCCUCGGCUUCCUCAACCCUCGUCUGUACAAGCUUCUCGGCCGGGGGCUGAAUGACAUAACUGAAGGAUGCCACCUGGGGUGCCUGGAUGAGCAGGUGGAGGGGAAGGGUUUCUGUGCAGCACCAUCAUGGGACCCGGUCACUGGCUGGGGAACUCCCAAUUACCCCACACUGCUGGCCGCUCUCCUGGAUUAGUGACUCCCUGAGAGAGAACCACGGCUUCACCUUUUCACCUUGCCCUGCACAUGGGCACAUCAUGGCUCCUUCCAUCUUUCUGCAAUACCAAAUCAUAUCACUUCUCACCGCCCCAUGCAACUCACUCUGGUUUAAUCCUUUCGCAUGAGAUCAUUUUUAGUGUCUUACCACAAUCCUUCAUUUUAAGGUAGACUAUAAAUGUGAACAAUUACUUGGACGGCCCAUAUCAUUAUAUUGAGAAUUAACCCUUUUAAAUAAGCCAGUGAGAAAAAUAUAAAUGUGUGCCUGUUAGUUAGUCAGUCAGGAUGGAGUCCUCAAGUGGCUCCACUGUAAAGCUGUUGCUGCCAUUGGGUAAUCUGCAUGCAGGAAUUGAGAUAAUAUAUUUUUUAAAAUCUAUUUUAAUAGCUUUAUUGAUUGGUAGAAAGUUGCAUACUUAAAUUGGCAAGAAUGCCACGAAAUAUGGUUUUAAAAUUUUAAACGUGUCAUUUUUUAUUCUAUAAUACCAUCUGUCAAUUCAAAGUAAGGAAAUUCAGUGAUAGUCAUAGUGGCAUUAAGUUUGAAGGGCUUUGCUUCAGUGCCACUUCCCUGUAGAAUAUCCAUUAUCUCCUUGUAGUUCUUGAGAGACAAUUGUUACGCUAACCAGCACCUCUUACUUGAAAAAACUGAUUUUAAGAAACAAUGUGCUUUACUUUUCUCUUUUAAAGUGUUUUUGCACUGCAUUCUUAUAAAUUGAUCUAUGAGAUGAUUUAGAGUAGAUGGAGUGAGUGUGUUGAGAUGGAACGUGUAAUGAAGACUCAGGCAGUAUAAGUUCAAUCAGGAGGGCUAUAGAGACCUAUUUCAGUGCCAGCAAUGCAUUUUCUAAAUCAUUUUCUAACUGAAAACAUACCGUUAAAUAUUUUUUGUAACAGCAUUUUGCUGAAUCACUGCAAUACACAUUUCUUUGGGUCAGUAUAUUCUUGCUUUGAAUACUGAUAAAGGUAGAAAUUGGUAAUAUUCAAUUAGCUUUGUAUGGUAAAAAGUACUUGCCUGAAAUGUUUUGUUGUGUAAUGUGUGUUAAAUGGAUUGCGAAUAUCUUUUUUUUUUUGCAGAUGUGUACAGGUGGAAGUAUGUACACUGGUUUUAUGUCUACAAUGCUGCAUUGAUUUUAAAGAAAAUUAAAUUUUUUAAGAAGGUUGUG